AGGCAAGUCCAUAAAAAUAGGUUACACAUAUGAUAAUUAAUACGGUUUAUCCACAGCAACUCUGCACAAUUCAAACGUAAAUUUACAUGUUAAAUUGUUAUUUCAUGAGGGGAGUUUUGACCAUCGGCGGACCCUGUAGUUGUUCACGACAAGAUGGCCUCCGCAGGAGUUGAAUUAUCUAAAGCGGAAUACCUCAAACGUUAUUUAUCCACGGACAACGACGCUAAAAAGUCCAAGGACAAACUUAAGAAGAAGCGGCGUAAGCCUGCGGGAAAAGGGCUUACGAUUGUCGAUGAUGACGUAGACUGGAAACAGAUGGUGAUGGUGGAAGACGCGCAAGCAGAAUACGAGGACGAGGAGGCGCCGGUGAUCGCCGAGGUGAUCGAUGACCGUCCUGAGGAGGUGAGGCGGAUGGAAGUCUUUAGAACAGGCUCCAGAUGGAAAGUCAUUGGAGAGGACGACGACGACGACGAACAGCCGGGGGACGACGGAGAUUCGCCCGAGCAGUCGUCCGACCAAAGGAGGAAGGAUUCUCCGGCCAGAAAGACGCGACACGACUCUCCCGACACGUCCCCGCCGCGGAGAGCUCGCCACGAUUCUCCCGACGUUUCCCCGCCGCGGAGGAAACGCCACGACUCUUCGGACCAGUCUCCUCCCAGGCAACAGGCGGGGAAGUCGGCAAAGGAGCGGAGUAAAGAUUCCUCCCCGGUGAAGCGUAAACAAACUUCCUCAUCAAGUCGCCGACGUUCGCCAGGUGGCAACAAACCCGCAGCCAGGCGCCACUCCGACUCGGACCAGUCGCCGCCGCGAAAGAGGACGCAGAAGGGAGGGGCUUCCGACUCGGACCAGUCGCCGCCUAGACGGCGGGCGCGCGGCGGGGCAGGGUCCGACGACGACCUGUCGCCUCCACGCCGUUCGGGCCAGGCGGAGGACAAACGGAUGCUUUCGGGCGGCAGAGCGGGUCUGAUUUCCUCGGAUGUGCUUCGGAAAGAGAAGGAUGAAGAACGCCGCAGGGACGGAAACAACUGGGAGCUGGAAAAUGAGUCCCGCCACGCCCAGACGGUGUUCCGGGACAAGUCUGGUAAAAAGCGGGACUUGGAAUCGGAGCGGGAAGAAAAGAAGAGGAAGGCUGCAGAAAAAGCUGCAAAGGAUGAGAAAUACGCUCAGUGGGGCAAAGGACUGGCGCAGGGUCACAUGGAGCAGCAGAGGCUGGAGGACGCCGUGCACGAAGCCCAGAAGCCGCUGGCGCGUCGCCAUGACGACGAGGACCUGGACCGCAUGCUGAGGGAGCAGGAGAGGGACGGCGACCCCAUGGCGGCCAUGUUGCGGCGGAAGAAGGAGCGCAAGACUCACGGGGUCAAAGACAGAGUCCAGUACAAAGGACCGCCCCCCCCUCCCAACAGGUUCAACAUUCUACCCGGCCAUCGCUGGGACGGCGUCAACAGGUCCAAUGGCUUCGAGCAGAAGCGCUACACCAGGAUCUCAGACAAAAAAGCCCUGCAAGAGGAGGCGUACAAGUGGAGUGUGGAGGACAUGUGAAGACUUCUACAACAACAAAAUAUGUGAUGUACAUAUACAAAUACAUGAUGUGUACAUACAGUAUACAAAUACAUGAUGUACAUAUACAAAUACAUAAUGUGUACAUAGCAGUGAUGUAUUUGACUCAUUCUGUAAAUACACAAGAUAUUUCUCUUCUUUUCUUACUCAUUAAAUGUUUUCACUUUGUA
Messenger RNA from Nerophis lumbriciformis (worm pipefish), 1727 nucleotides. RefSeq names its product BUD13 homolog (gene bud13). The record is from RefSeq and is a predicted model, not a curated record. Gene Ontology annotation, biological process: mRNA splicing, via spliceosome. Lineage: Eukaryota; Metazoa; Chordata; Actinopteri; Syngnathiformes; Syngnathidae. Gene Ontology annotation, molecular function: RNA binding. Gene Ontology annotation, cellular component: U2-type spliceosomal complex; RES complex.